CCCGCGAGCACAGAGCCUCGCCUUUGCCGAUCCGCCGCCCGUCCACACCCGCCGCCAGCUCACCAUGGAUGAUGAUAUCGCCGCGCUCGUCGUCGACAACGGCUCCGGCAUGUGCAAGGCCGGCUUCGCGGGCGACGAUGCCCCCCGGGCCGUCUUCCCCUCCAUCGUGGGGCGCCCCAGGCACCAGGGCGUGAUGGUGGGCAUGGGUCAGAAGGAUUCCUAUGUGGGCGACGAGGCCCAGAGCAAGAGAGGCAUCCUCACCCUGAAGUACCCCAUCGAGCACGGCAUCGUCACCAACUGGGACGACAUGGAGAAAAUCUGGCACCACACCUUCUACAAUGAGCUGCGUGUGGCUCCCGAGGAGCACCCCGUGCUGCUGACCGAGGCCCCCCUGAACCCCAAGGCCAACCGCGAGAAGAUGACCCAGAUCAUGUUUGAGACCUUCAACACCCCAGCCAUGUACGUUGCUAUCCAGGCUGUGCUAUCCCUGUACGCCUCUGGCCGUACCACUGGCAUCGUGAUGGACUCCGGUGACGGGGUCACCCACACUGUGCCCAUCUACGAGGGGUAUGCCCUCCCCCAUGCCAUCCUGCGUCUGGACCUGGCUGGCCGGGACCUGACUGACUACCUCAUGAAGAUCCUCACCGAGCGCGGCUACAGCUUCACCACCACGGCCGAGCGGGAAAUCGUGCGUGACAUUAAGGAGAAGCUGUGCUACGUCGCCCUGGACUUCGAGCAAGAGAUGGCCACGGCUGCUUCCAGCUCCUCCCUGGAGAAGAGCUACGAGCUGCCUGACGGCCAGGUCAUCACCAUUGGCAAUGAGCGGUUCCGCUGCCCUGAGGCACUCUUCCAGCCUUCCUUCCUGGGCAUGGAGUCCUGUGGCAUCCACGAAACUACCUUCAACUCCAUCAUGAAGUGUGACGUGGACAUCCGCAAAGACCUGUACGCCAACACAGUGCUGUCUGGCGGCACCACCAUGUACCCUGGCAUUGCCGACAGGAUGCAGAAGGAGAUCACUGCCCUGGCACCCAGCACAAUGAAGAUCAAGAUCAUUGCUCCUCCUGAGCGCAAGUACUCCGUGUGGAUCGGCGGCUCCAUCCUGGCCUCGCUGUCCACCUUCCAGCAGAUGUGGAUCAGCAAGCAG
This is a messenger RNA of Chelonoidis abingdonii (Abingdon island giant tortoise), 1144 nucleotides long. The record is from RefSeq and is a predicted model, not a curated record. NCBI's taxonomy places the organism in Eukaryota, Metazoa, Chordata, Testudines, Testudinidae.